[Torrubiella] hemipterigena is the source of this 370-nucleotide messenger RNA. The record is from the annotation of a GenBank genome assembly. NCBI's taxonomy places the organism in Eukaryota, Fungi, Ascomycota, Sordariomycetes, Hypocreales, Clavicipitaceae.
ACAUUUACACGUCCGGAAUCUAGGGCUCCUUUUCUUGCAAACUACAGGAUCGAUAUAAGGCGAAACGAUGGCUCUGUCAAGAAUCGCAAUUGCUGCGUGCACCGUCGCCUCGCUGGCCUCGGCCGUACAUGCAGAUCCUUCGUUUGAAAAGAGAGACGACCUUCCAGCAGGUUACAAUGCUGCUCCAUACUACCCAGCCCCGUAUGGCGGCUGGGCAGACGAAUGGCGAGACAGCUACGCCAAGGCGAAGAAGCUUGUGGACUCUAUGACGUUGGCUGAAAAGACAAAUAUUACUGCCGGAACUGGCAUAUUCAUGGGUAAGCGUCGUAUUCUUCUCCAAGCGACAUUUUACCUGCGUUUCGGCAGCUAG